This is a messenger RNA of Echinops telfairi (small Madagascar hedgehog), 3969 nucleotides long. RefSeq names its product cytoplasmic polyadenylation element binding protein 2 (gene CPEB2). The coding region runs from base 58 to 1350 and encodes 430 amino acids. The record is from RefSeq and is a predicted model, not a curated record. Gene Ontology annotation, molecular function: mRNA regulatory element binding translation repressor activity; mRNA 3'-UTR binding; ribosome binding. Gene Ontology annotation, cellular component: cytoplasm; synapse; neuron projection. The transcript is spliced from 10 exons. NCBI's taxonomy places the organism in Eukaryota, Metazoa, Chordata, Mammalia, Afrosoricida, Tenrecidae. Gene Ontology annotation, biological process: negative regulation of cytoplasmic translation.
CUUCUGAAGCAGUCUCCUUGGAGCACCCAUCAGAGCAGUGGCUGGGGCACUGGAAGUAUGUCCUGGGGAGCAAUGCAUGGCAGAGAUCACCGGCGCACUGGAAACAUGGGAAUUCCGGGAACUCUGAGUCAGAUUUCACCCUUGAAGAAACCGUUCUCUGGUAAUGUCAUAGCACCACCGAAGUUCACUCGCUCGACACCUUCGCUGGCUCCAAAAUCUUGGAUCGAAGAUAACGUGUUCCGAACAGACAACAAUAGUAACACACUCUUACCCUUACAGGAUCGCAGCAGAAUGUACGACAGCUUGAACAUGCACUCACUGGAAAACUCCCUGAUCGAUAUCAUGAGAGCAGAGCAUGAUCCCCUCAAGGGUCGACUGAGCUACCCACAUCCAGGGACGGACAGUCUGUUGAUGUUAAAUGCAAGGAGUUAUGGGCGAAGACGAGGUCGCUCUUCCCUCUUUCCCAUCGAUGACGGCUUGCUCGACGACGGUCACAGUGACCAAGUUGGCGUUUUAAAUUCACCCACGUGCUACUCAGCCCAUCAAAACGGAGAGCGAAUAGAGCGCUUCUCUCGAAAGGUGUUUGUUGGUGGUCUUCCUCCAGAUAUUGAUGAAGAUGAAAUAACAACUAGCUUCAGAAGAUUCGGGCCUUUGGUGGUAGACUGGCCACAUAAGGCAGAAAGCAAGUCCUAUUUCCCACCAAAAGGCUAUGCGUUCCUUCUCUUUCAAGAAGAGAGCUCAGUCCAGGCUCUGAUUGAUGCUUGCAUUGAAGAAGAUGGGAAGCUCUACUUGUGUGUUUCUAGCCCAACCAUCAAGGACAAGCCAGUUCAGAUCCGUCCUUGGAAUCUAAGUGAUAGUGAUUUUGUGAUGGAUGGUUCUCAGCCUCUGGAUCCCCGAAAGACCAUUUUUGUUGGAGGUGUUCCAAGGCCAUUAAGAGCUGUGGAACUUGCUAUGAUCAUGGACCGGCUGUAUGGUGGAGUGUGUUACGCUGGAAUCGAUACAGAUCCUGAGCUCAAGUACCCGAAAGGCGCUGGGCGAGUGGCUUUCUCAAAUCAGCAGAGUUACAUCGCUGCCAUCAGUGCUCGGUUUGUUCAGCUUCAGCACGGCGACAUUGACAAACGCGUGGAGGUGAAGCCAUAUGUGCUCGAUGACCAGAUGUGCGACGAAUGCCAGGGAGCGCGCUGUGGCGGGAAGUUUGCACCUUUCUUCUGUGCCAAUGUCACUUGCCUGCAGUAUUACUGUGAGUUUUGUUGGGCAAAUAUCCACUCUCGGGCAGGCCGUGAGUUCCACAAGCCAUUGGUGAAGGAAGGCGCCGACCGCCCACGGCAGAUCCACUUCCGCUGGAACUGAGGAGCGCGCUGUGUCCAAGGAGAAGGAAGGGUGCAUGUGGGUUACUGUGUUGGAAGAUACUGACGUGCAGAAGAAAUAAGUGCAUUCUUCUGCUUUUCACCCCGGCUGUCAAUACGUGCAUCUUUAUCAGCAGCCAAAACACCACAAGCCUCUUGUUUUUCACCAAAACCCUACAUCUCAGGCUUACUGAUUUUUGCGAUAUUUUCAUGUUAAAAAAUAAAAUGUUCUUUUGUAUUUUCUCCAAGUUAUUUUUAUAUGUAAAGUGAAAAUUAAGAUAAGAGAAUGUUUUGCGUAGGGGCAACACAGUCUGCUGCUAUAUACCGUGGGUGAAGCGUGCACUUAUUUCUGAACAUGGGUUUUUAACUUCAAGAUCUGCCCCAGGAACUUUACCAAAGGUAGCAAAAUAAUAGUGAAGAUGGAAUAUGUCUGCUACAAAUGCUUAUUUUUAUCGUUGCUAUUUUCCGUGUAUACAUAAACUAAAAAUUAGGGUUGAUUGUUUUUGGCUUUGGGUUUGGUUUUGGGUUUUUUUGCUCUCCAUUUUGACUUGCAAGAAAUAAUACCUCAAGAUAAUCGGAUUUAUUAGCUAUUUUUAAACAUUUUUAAUCACAAGCUGUACUAGCUUUUGCUGCUAUAUAGGUGUUAUGUGUAAAUGCCACCUAUUAAUACGGGAUUGAAAAUGUUAGAGACACUGCAUUGCAGAGAUAAAAAUGCAGGCAGCACAAUAUGGCCUAAACUGCCAUCGUUUUAGAAUGUGAAAAAAUAAUUUUUUAAAUGCAUGUUUACUUACCUGUAUACACCAUAUGCAUGCACUAGAGUUUAUUAACUUACAAGAGGCGAGGUCUUGCAAAUGCUCACACAAGCUCUCUUGAACCUAGAUCGCAUGAACAAAUGAUAAGCUUUGUUUAAAAGAAGCAAACUUGCAUGCAUUAUUGUGACUUCAAGUUUAAAAGCAAACCUGUCCUACAUGUGUACAAUAUGCAAAUUCGUUUUAGAUUAGCAAGUGCAGCCAUUUUGUGAUCUGGUCGGUAGUAGACUUGGACUUUAUGCAGACUGGAUGUAAUAUGUGUAAUCCUUGUGCAAUUUUGUGACGUGCGGUUCUAAUUCAUGUGCAGUGAUGUAGUAUAGAGAAAAGACUGAGUAGAAGAAGAAGAAAAUUCCCAGGAUUUUUAAAUGACGUUGAUUUUAGCCCCUUUGAGAGUUCAUGGUUAAGACAUCCUUUGCAAACCAAAGACGGCCAGCACACUGCUAACCAACCAGUCACCAAUUGUCAGACCCACAAGAAGCCCAUCCUGACCAUGGCAGGCUGGAGGGAGGUCUGCAAAGAGUACAGUCAAAAUGGAGAUGGGAUAUAGGCAGCUGGCUAGUUGAGUGACAUGAAAUGGUACCUUUACGGUGAUGUUGUGAAAUCUGGCUUAAACUUGCUUACAUGUUUAACUUACAUGUACCUUGGGGUCUUCUGUCUAAACUGGGGUCACUGUUGCAUGGAACAUUGUUGUCCUUAAUGGUUAAGGAUUGAUUGCCUUUUUUGGGGUUUUGUUUUUGUUUGUUUGCUUUUGGGUUUUUUUGUAAAAAUUAAUGAAGGAAUUUUGGUAAUGACUUUGCUUGCAGUUUCUUUUGAUUUUUAAAAUUGUUUUAUUAUUUUUUGAGAAAGUGGCAUGGAAACAUGCAGUAGUGCGUUUCUCUUGGUACUGAACACUAUUAGAAUAUCAUCAGUGGCAUUUUUUUCUCUUCAGAGCAUAUUUAAUGCAACUAGCCCCUAUCUCUUGACCUAAGAGUUAUUCUGCAAUCCAAGCAAAGCGCCCAACACUGGUCAAUGUUCCUUUUAAAACAUAAAUAAGUGCAGAUUUUUGACUCUAAAGAGAAAAUUACAAGGGUAUUGCUUUACAGCAAACCCUUGGGACAAUCCCUCGAGUGAGCAAAGUGUUGAUCUUGUAUUGGUUGUCUCCGGUGUGCUUUUUGUACUGUAAAAAAAAAAAGAUGUGGUUCAUGUCUAACUGCUGUUUUACUGUGGUUGUGGUUCAAGUUUUUAAUGUUUAAAGUUGAUGCUGUUUUCAGAAGAGCUUUUUACUGAUUUAUUUGUCAAUGUUCCCUGUUUGUUACUUAACCAUGGUCCUCCAGAUUUUUUGGAGUAUUCUUUUCUAACCUUAACCCUGCCAAACCUUAAUCCAUUUUGACAUUUAUUAUGCACUAUUUUUAUAUCUCUGUGAGAGAUUUUUCCAACAGUCAGCUAUUUUAUGGCACACUUUUUUUGACUGGUGACAUCUCCUUUGCUAUACCUCAAUUUUUGGAAUUUAGAAAAGAAAUCAGUAGUUUUGCAAUGUUAAUUAUUUAGAUAUUUAAUUUCGCAGAUUUUUUAACUUUAUUUUCAUAAUUUCAGCUUAACGUUUAAGAUCAAGAGCCUUUUCAUGUAUUAAAUAAUGAGCACUAAAAUAAAUUAUAUGAUGAAAAUAAUUGGAGAUGUUGAAAGUCACUUUCCCUUCGUAAAUAUGUGAGACGAAGGGACCUAGACUCUGGUGCCCUCUUUGUCACGGGCGACAAGGACAGACAUGUACGGUGGGUUACCUUCAUUUCUGUUCUCACUAAAGCUGAUUUGUUCCAAUAUUGUCCCUCCCCCCCCGC